This is a messenger RNA of Gymnogyps californianus (California condor), 1906 nucleotides long. RefSeq names its product splicing factor 3b subunit 6 (gene SF3B6). Gene Ontology annotation, molecular function: mRNA binding. The coding region runs from base 65 to 442 and encodes 125 amino acids. Gene Ontology annotation, cellular component: nucleus; ribonucleoprotein complex; cytoplasm. Lineage: Eukaryota; Metazoa; Chordata; Aves; Accipitriformes; Cathartidae. The transcript has 4 exons. The record is from RefSeq and is a predicted model, not a curated record.
AGGAGGCCCGUUCCCCGCCGCUGUUUCUCUCCCAGGCGGCAGCCCCCUCCCUCCGACCGGCGCCAUGGCGAUGCAAGCGGCCAAGCGAGCCAACAUCCGGCUGCCUCCAGAAGUCAAUCGGAUCCUGUAUAUUAGGAACCUGCCAUAUAAAAUCACAGCCGAGGAAAUGUAUGAUAUUUUUGGGAAAUAUGGGCCUAUUCGACAAAUCAGAGUUGGAAACACUCCUGAAACCAGAGGAACAGCCUACGUGGUCUAUGAAGACAUCUUUGAUGCCAAAAACGCUUGUGAUCACCUGUCGGGAUUCAACGUGUGCAACAGAUACCUUGUCGUUUUGUACUAUAAUGCCAACCGCGCAUUCCAAAAGAUGGACACAAAGAAGAAAGAGGAACAGCUUAAGCUUCUCAAGGAAAAAUACGGAAUUAAUACAGACCCACCAAAAUAAACUCAUCUUUUUGGACUGUUUUCAAGCCCUGCCGUUGAGUUCUUGAACUAAACAUAGGAAUUCUCAGUGAAGUAUAACUUUUUUUUUUUUAAAUUUGGUAAGCUGUAAUUUGAAUCUUUAGAUCUUCACAUUAGAAUUAAAUAAAUGUAAGACAUCGGGAGAUGUGCUUUAAGAUUAAAUCCCCCUAAAUGGACAUAGCUUCUCUGUGUUGUAAGGGUGACCUGGUAAAUGCCGCAUAACCACAGUCCUGUUUCUAGCAGGACCUUUCAAGAUGGGACCGAGCGGGUUGAGUGUUUCACGCCUCCCGAAGUUCUGCCCAGUCUCCAGGGCAGAUUUUAAGCGUGGCAGCCAGUCAAUCCGGAGAGCGCAAGGGGCUCUGUAUGAGCUGCCUGCAUGGAGGUACAUCUCACUUGCCACUUUCUGAAAAUGGAGUAUUGCAACUAGUCUCCCUGCCACAGGGAUUUUGGUGCUUUUUUGAAAAAAGAAAUAAGCAUGGUUUGAUACUUCAUCACACCUGUAUAUUGUACGCAAAUUAUUGCCCCUUUCUCCCUCCGGGAACGUUUGAAGGAGCCUAACUCCAUUACAUGAUCAUUAGGCUGCUGCUUACUAGAAACAAAGCAAGCCCGAAUCCAUGUUUAUAACAAAGCUUCUUUUGCAAACCGUAGAAAAUGAAUGGCCUUUUAAAAGAAUCCAACUGCUCAGGUGAAUUCAGUCAAGAUAUCUUGUUCCCAGUGACUGAGACAAAACUGCUAAGCUGCAGUAAAACAAUCUUGCUCUAAUAGUGCGUUGCUGCAGGGCUGACCUAAUGGUAUACGAGAUCUUUAUGGUGUGUACCAGGUUUGCACUGGGGUUAGUAGGAGCGACAGGAAUACACUUCAUGCUUUUUCAUGUUAAGUAGAGAACACCCGACCAAAAGGAGACAGUAGAUGAUGGUGGUAAUUUUAGAUACCUGUAGUGCGAUUGCUUUCUACUCGGUGUGUUUGAACUGUAGUACAUUUUAUGGACAUAAAUUUUAGAUGUAGUAUCUGGUGGAGGAAAAACGUUUAAAUUUUUUGGCACUUUUUUUUUCAGCGCUCAUGUCCUGUGAAUAAAAAUGAGUGUGAUACACUGGUUAUGCACACUCUGUAUUUUGGAGGUGGAAAAGAAUAACAUCUACCUCUGUUCUGAACCAGCUGGAAGUCGUGUGAACGUUGGUAGUAUCCUGCCUCGGGAGGAUUUAUUUGCUUGGAUGUGAUGUUUAGCUCCCUGACCAGACAACUUCCAGCCAGUGCAGAACGUGGGCAGAUGCAAACAUACUUUGCCUGAGGAUUUGUAAUUUAAGUUAAAUUUUUUUUCAGUGCAUUAUACUGUCAUAAAGGAAUGUUUCCAUUUUCUUAUCCUUAGAUUUUCGUUGCAAUCUGUCACUUAAAGAACCAUGCUCUUCUUCUGUCCAUUUAGUAAAAAAAUAAACGUGUGUCUACAUAG